Trichophyton verrucosum HKI 0517 is the source of this 879-nucleotide messenger RNA. RefSeq lists its product as uncharacterized. The record is from RefSeq and is a predicted model, not a curated record. Lineage: Eukaryota; Fungi; Ascomycota; Eurotiomycetes; Onygenales; Arthrodermataceae. The transcript has 2 exons. Bases 1 to 879 code for a protein of 292 amino acids.
AUGUGCUCGCACUUUUCAGCCUUCUUCCUCAUCGUUUAUUUCUUUUCUUUUUCUCUUUCUUCUUCUCCUUCCCUCCCUCUUUCUCUCUUUCUCUCCUCACCUUGUUCUAGCUUUCGACGUUGGCAAAAAAAAAAAAAAAAGGGCGUCCAUCGUCCCCACGGCAAACGGGAUUUGGCUUUCCCGCCGCGAGCUGCGAGCCUGUGGCUUUCUUUUUUUUUAUCAUGGAUCCUAACCGAGAAAAAAAAGGAGAGACGAGAGAGAGAGGCCGAGACAGAGGGGAGACAGUGGAUAGAUUCUCCCAUGAUGCAUGAGCGUUGUCAAGUCUGUUCUCCGUGGAGUCGGAGCAUCUUGACGCGACAGGAUGCUGCAUCAAGGCUUAGCUCGCUGCGAACAAGGGCUCUGGCAGACCAACGUACAGGGAUCCUGGCAACUGGCCAUCACGGCCGUGGUGGAGAUCGCAUGAUGGGCUCGAAAGCCAGGCAAAAGGUUGCUAUCACCGACGCCGUCACUGUCGACGGGCUGAGGUUUGAGGUUGAGGUUGAGGUUGAGGUUGAGAUUGAAGUUGAAGUUGAAGUCUCUUUUGACGUCGUCGUUCCUUUUAGCGGGCGGGAAAAGAAAAGCAGCGCAGCCAGAAAGUCCACCGCCGUGGAUCUCUUUGCUUCUUCUCCUGCUUCUGCUUCUUCUGAUUCUUCUGAUUCUUCAGUCGCCCACUUCGUCUCUCUCUGGCUAUGUUUUCUUAUUCUUCCUCCUUUGGCUCCUUGCUUUUUCUCUCUCUCCCUCUCUUCCUUUUCUCUUUCAGCCCUUUGGCUUUUUUUUCUCCUUACUUUCUCUCAGAAUUUCGUUACCUGGACUAACAAGCAGGAAAAAAGCAAGCAUUAA